Dentiscutata erythropus is the source of this 813-nucleotide messenger RNA. Lineage: Eukaryota; Fungi; Glomeromycota; Glomeromycetes; Diversisporales; Gigasporaceae. The record is from the annotation of a GenBank genome assembly.
AUGUCUUCACUGAAAACUUUGUCGACUAUAAAAGAAACUGAAAAAAGUGUAUUUCACGAAAAAAAACGAAAGAUAAAAAAAUUAUUUUUACGUAAUACAUCAAAAAGAAAAGAUGUUACUUCUGACACUGAAAAAUAUAUUGAAGCAACAUUAUUGAAUUCACCAUCAAUAACCAUUACAGAUUAUGAUAAGACUGUAGAUGAAGAACAGCAUGCAAUAACAGAACAAUUUUAUAAAGAUUCAGAACAAGCAAAUAGAUUCUUACGUCAAGGUGAUUACGCGUCAGCCUUUCCACUCCUUCAAAAGAUAUUUAUUCAGGAUUCUAGUAAUAUUGAAGUUCAAUAUGGAAUCGGUUUUUGUUAUGAAAAACUUAAAAUGUUUGAUGAAGCUGAAACCGUAUUUCGUAAUUGUUCCGAUUUUGAAUUAUCAUCAUUUACAAAAACUUUAACUGCUCCUUCAUCACAAAGUAAUUAUAAUGAUAGGGAUUAUACAGUGAAAUACGUUACAUUUUUACUUAAUAAUGAUAAAUUUAGUAUUAAAAGUGAUGAAGCCAUAAAACGAUUAAAAUUUGCAGCAGUACAAAUGAAUAAUGUUUCUGCAAUGUAUAAUUUAGGAAAGAUUUUGAUUAAUGGGAUGUAUAAUGUACAAGAGGAUUUUGAAGAAGGGCAAGAAUAUUUGAAAAAAGCGUAUGCUGGAGGUCAAGCCGAUAGGGCGUGGGCCGUUUAUGAAAAACGAGCAAAGAAAUUGGAGAAACAAGGAAAGUUGGACAAAAUUCCUGAUAGAGAAACUUGGGCUAAACUAUACCGCGAAUAA